AUGAGUACCAACGUCUCCGCUGUGAGCGAGUUCAUUCUCGUGGGCUUCUCCCAGCUGGCCGGCCUGCAGGGCCUGCUCUUCUCGCUCUUCCUCACCGUCUACCUGCUCACCGUGGCGGGCAACCUCCUCAUCGUGGCGCUGGUCUCGGCCGACGCCGCCCUGCAGUCCCCCAUGUACUUCUUCCUGCGCAUCCUCUCCGCCCUGGAGAUCGGCUACACCUCGGUCACGGUGCCCCUGCUGCUUCACCACCUCCUCACCGGCCGGCGCCACAUCCCCCGCUCUGGCUGCGCUCUCCAGAUGUUCUUCUUCCUUUUCUUUGGUGCCACCGAGUGCUGCCUCCUGGCGGCCAUGGCCUAUGACCGCUAUGCAGCCAUCUGCGAACCGCUUCGCUACCCCCUGCUGCUGAACCGCCGCGUGUGUCUGCAGCUAGCGGGGUCAGCGUGGGCCUGCGGAGCGAUGGUGGGGCUGGGCCACACAUCCUUCAUCUUCUCCUUGCCCUUCUGCGGCCCCAAUGCCAUCCCUCAUUUCUUCUGUGAGAUCCAGCCCGUCCUGCAGCUGGUGUGCGGAGACACGUCGCUCAAUGAAUUGCAGAUUAUCCUGGCGGCUGCCCUCAUCAUCCUCUGCCCCUUUGGGCUCAUCCUGAGCUCCUACGGGCGUAUCCUAGCUGCUAUUCUCCGGAUCCCAUCUGCUGCCGGCCGACGCAAGGCCUUCUCCACCUGCUCCUCCCACCUGAUCGUGGUCUCCCUCUUCUAUGGCACAGCCAUCUUUAUCUAUAUUCGCCCCAAGGCCAGCUAUGAUCCAGCCACUGAUCCUCUGCUGUCCCUCUUCUAUGCUGUGGUCACGCCCAUCCUCAAUCCUAUCAUCUAUAGCCUGAGAAACACUGAUGUCAAGGCUGCCCUAAAGAGAAUCAUCCAGAAAAUGGGGUCUGCAGAGAUUUGA
Messenger RNA from Lepus europaeus (European hare), 939 nucleotides. RefSeq names its product olfactory receptor 10C1. The transcript has a single exon. Gene Ontology annotation, cellular component: membrane. Lineage: Eukaryota; Metazoa; Chordata; Mammalia; Lagomorpha; Leporidae. The record is from RefSeq and is a predicted model, not a curated record. Gene Ontology annotation, biological process: G protein-coupled receptor signaling pathway. Bases 1 to 939 code for a protein of 312 amino acids. Gene Ontology annotation, molecular function: G protein-coupled receptor activity; olfactory receptor activity.